AUGGCGACGGAAGACCUCCCCCUAGUAAAGCUCUACUGGCUGAACAACUCUCGCUCCCAAAACACCCUUUGGCUCCUCGAAGAGCUUCGCAUCCCCUACACCGUCCAGACCUUCUGCCGAGACGCCAACCGCCUCGCGCCCCCGGAACUGGCCGAGGUGCACCCCCUCGGCAAGGCCCCGAUCCUCGAGCUCACGCCCCCCGCCUCCGCGGCCGAUCCCGCGGGAACGCCCGGCCCGGAACCCAUCCGGCUCGCCGAGAGCGGGUACAUCACGCAGUACCUCGUCGAUCACUUUGGCCACCGCAGCCCGGGCCUCGUGCCACCGCGGUGGAAGCCGGGCCAGGAGGGCCGCGUCGGCGGCGAGACGGAGGCGUUUUCGAGGUUCCAGUACCUACUGCACUACGUCGAGGGCAGCUUCUUCCCCGUGAUCGUGCAGUUCCUCCUCAUCGAUAUCCUCAAAUCCAACAACGUCCCCUUCCUGGUCCGCCCCCUCACCUCCGCCGUCGCCUCCAAAAUCUCCGCCCUCGCCCUCCUGCCCACCGCGCAAAAGCACCUCGCCAUGCUCGAGCACUUUCUCAAGACGGCGCCCGGCGUGGCGCCCGGCGGCGAGGCUUUCCUCUGCGGCCCCGCCCUCACGGCCGCCGACAUCCUCAUCAGCUUCGCCCUCAUCACGGCCGAAGACGAGGGCGCCUGGGACGCCAUGGGAGCUGGCCCGGCGGCUCGGCGCGCGCGGCGCACCCUGUCUUGUUCGACUAUACCGAUCGACUGA
This is a messenger RNA of Colletotrichum spaethianum, 768 nucleotides long. Its product is annotated as glutathione S-transferase 1. NCBI's taxonomy places the organism in Eukaryota, Fungi, Ascomycota, Sordariomycetes, Glomerellales, Glomerellaceae. The transcript has 3 exons. Bases 1 to 768 code for a protein of 255 amino acids. The record is from RefSeq and is a predicted model, not a curated record.